AUGUUGGAUCGAAUAGUAAGUACGUGUAUGGAUGGACGUACUGUGCGCAUUAAUGUUAUGCAACCAUUGACUGUAAAUUUUGUCACCGAUGAUCAAUUAUCCGUGGAAGAUAGAAGCAGUGCUGUAAUGGCAAAAUAUAAAGAGAGCAGUGGAGUCACUGCAGCACUUCCUAAAGUAAAUGUUCGCAGACUUUCGCCUAAACCACUCUCAUGCAAAAAUUUUGAUAUACCUAAAGCAUACAUCAAGUAUCGCGUGAGGCUAAAUGAAGAAAUGGAUAAUAUCUUGGAAUACGAUGUUGACGAGGAGGAUAUGGAAUGGUUAAGUCUUAUUUCAAAGAAAUUAGAGAAGGCUGGUGAAGAACGUCUUAGUGUGCAUAGUUUUGAGAUUGCAAUGGAUCGUCUGGAAAAAGAAAGUUUUUUCCAAUGUUCAAAAGGUGAUGGUAAUUACAAAUGUCUGGUUGAUCAAGAUGCUGUGUGCUGCGUGUGUAACGAUGGAGAAGGCAGCAAUAUUAAUCAAAUUAUUUUCUGUGAUAUGUGCAACAUUGCUGUUCAUCAAGAUUGUUAUGGCGUGCCGUAUGUUCCGGAAGGUCAGUGGUUGUGUCGUCGUUGUCAGAUGUCACCAUCGAAACCAGUAUCAUGCGUACUUUGUCCAAGUUCGCAUGGUGCCUUUAAGCAAACAGUUGACAGUCGCUGGGCUCAUGUUGUUUGCGCAUUAUGGCUAAAUGAGGUUCAUUUUGCCAAUAGUGUGUUUAUGGAACCAAUUGAUGGAAUUGAAAAUUCACUGAGACGAAGGCAGAGGCUGAGAUGUAUUGUAUGCAAGCAAAAAGUGGGAGCAUGUUUGCAGUGUUCUAGAAAAAGCUGUACCCGCUCUUUUCACGUCACAUGUGCAAAUGCUGCGGGCAUGGAAAUGCGUGCUGAAAUAGUUGACAAUCCUAAACGUGAGGGUGGGACUGAAAUUCGGUAUACGGUAUUCUGCCAUUUUCAUUCAACUGAUUUUGCAAAAAAUGAUGGAAGUGAUUUCUCCAAACAAAAGAAAAAAGUGGAUGAAUUGAUGAAAAAGGCACGGGAAAAAUUAGCAGCAAGUCAAGCAGUUAUUCCACCGGUUUCUAUUCCCACUGUUCCACAUGAAAGUCUAAAGAGAAUAUGUGAGAAAGCGGAUAUUAGUGAGAAUGUGAUACGUUACAUCGUUGCUUACUGGUCAUUGAAAAGGAAGUCACGAUUCGGAGUACCGCUAUUACGACGAUUAAUCCAUAGCAAAACACUUCCCAAAUCUGCUGAUGCUUCUCCGACAUCUGGACAGGGGACACAUCCUAGUGAGACCAGAACGUACUUUUUGCUGCGAACGAAUCUUGAACGUGUUCGCCUGUUAUGCGAAUUGGUAAAAAAGCGGGAAAAGAUGAAAAAAGAAUUUUACGACUCAACUGCUUCCUUGCUGAAUCGACUGACAAAGCCGUUGAAUACAAUAAUGAGUGAAGUAAUUGAGAAGAUUGCUAGCAAAGAUUACAGUGAUGUAUUUGCGAAGCCAGUAACGGAAAAGGAAGUGCCUGGUUAUUCAACCGUUAUCAAAAAUCCAAUGGAUUUGUCAACCAUGCGAAAGAAACUUGCAAAAGGUGAUUACAAGAAUCUCUCACAGCUGAAAUCUGAUUUCACAUUAAUGAUGAACAAUUGUUCAACAUUUAAUCGACAUAAUGAAUUCUUCUGGAAAUAUGGUCAUCGAUUGCAUCGCAUUGGUUUGAAAUAUUUCAGAGUUGCUGAAAAAGACGUACAGGCUCUUACUUUGGCAAAUGGUGUAUUAAAAACGAUAUCAAGCAUAUCAUAUAUACCUGUCGAAGGUCCAAAACUUGAUAACGAAGAGGAAAACGAUGAUGGUUUAGAUUUUGUGCCAAGAAAAAUGUCAACAUGCCGUAGUUCAAAGGGUGAAAAAACGUUGCCAACGAGGGUAUCAACUCGGAAGCGUACUUUGCGGACUUUUGACGACAGCAUUACACCAAAGCGUCCUAAAUAUAAUUUGGCAAUAGAGUCGUUUAUGACCUAUAGAAGCGAUCCACUGAAAAGUCCAAAAUUCUUGACAACUGAUACUUCCACAAUGGAAGAAUCAAGUUCUGCUGACGAAGAGAUACAUCUUCGGCGUGGACGUCGAAGGAACACAAGAAAAUCUCGAAAGCUGAUACCACCACAACCAAUGGAACGUCCUGUCGAAACAGUUGAAGUGGCAUGUGAAUUUCAACAUGACGAUAUUGUUUGGAUAACGGAAAAUGAUGAACGUAAAAUUGGUAGGGUUAUCGAUUUACGAAUGAGGGUACUACUAGAUGAUUUGCCAACAGAUGAGAUGUUUAGUGCAAAACCACAUGAUUACAUGCAAUAUGUUUUGGUCUUAUAUUUUGAUGGCCAAAAGAAUUGGCGAUGGGUAUCAGUGAAAUACGUGUCAUACUGUCUUGUGAAAUCUAUAAAAGCUGAAGACUAUCCUCCUGCUGUACGAGAAGCAUUGAGAGAAGCAAAAGCAUUCUUGUAG
Messenger RNA from Brugia pahangi, 2511 nucleotides. NCBI's taxonomy places the organism in Eukaryota, Metazoa, Nematoda, Chromadorea, Rhabditida, Onchocercidae. The record is from the annotation of a GenBank genome assembly.